This is a messenger RNA of Brienomyrus brachyistius, 5162 nucleotides long. RefSeq names its product protein kinase cGMP-dependent 1b (gene prkg1b). The transcript has 18 exons. The coding region runs from base 506 to 2527 and encodes 673 amino acids. The record is from RefSeq and is a predicted model, not a curated record. Lineage: Eukaryota; Metazoa; Chordata; Actinopteri; Osteoglossiformes; Mormyridae. Gene Ontology annotation, molecular function: ATP binding; cGMP-dependent protein kinase activity. Gene Ontology annotation, biological process: protein phosphorylation.
GAAGGUACCGGCCCAUGCAGCCUAUAAGAACUGGAUCAGGUUACACCGGCCCUACGUCAGCCUCUGGAUCACAUGGUGUUUGCUGCUAUUUCAGGCAUUAAGUCUUGGGUCAAAAGUUUUUAUUAUUUUUUUUCUUGGCUUUUUUCCCCCCCGUGCUUUGGAAAACACGCUGGAUGCCGGCUGCGAUUCGCGCUCCCGUUGCGCUCCAUCAUAAAGUGACCGAGCCUCUUGGAGGAGGGAUAACUAUCUCUAAUUGGCUUCGGCGGAUGACCGUCGGCUCCCACGGGUGUGAGGAUCAGCACUGGGCGCACCAACGCCGGCUGCUUUAAACGUUAUUCCCGGGUUCACCUCCUCUGUCUAUUCAGCAGUAAGUAGAGCCCCAGCACAGCGCCCAUCUGUGCGGGCUCUUCGACUCGUAAAAGCGGGAGGCUCCUGGAUCUCCAACGUCGCCAGUUCGCCCGUGAUCCGGCUUGGGGGGGCGAGGAAAAGUUUGAGCUGAAACUCAAUGAAAAUGAGUGAUCUACAGGGAGAAUUCACCAAGCUCCUUGUGCUGAAGGAUGAGAGGAUAAUGGACAUGGAGAGACGCCUCGCCGAGAAAGAAGAGGAGAUCCAUGAACUGAAAAGAAAGCUGCACAAAUGUCAGUCGGUGCUGCCGAGCGCUCAGAUCAUCGGACCCAGGACCAGACGAGCGCAAGGAAUUUCGGCGGAACCACAGACAUAUAGGUCAUUCCAAGAUCUAACCAGCCAAGCCUUUCGGAAACACGCUAAGUCUGACAGGUCUAAGGACUUAAUCAAGGAAGCUAUUCUGGACAAUGACUUCAUGAAGAACCUUGAGCUUUCGCAGAUCCAGGAAAUUGUGGAUUGCAUGUAUCCGGUUGAAUAUGGCAAAGACAGCUGCAUCAUCAAGGAGGGCGACGUGGGAUCUUUGGUGUACGUCAUGGAAGAUGGGAAGGUGGAAGUUACAAAGGAGGGAGUGAAGCUUUGCACCAUGGGUCCGGGAAAGGUGUUUGGAGAACUGGCCAUUCUCUACAACUGCACCCGGACAGCCACAGUCAAGACUCUCACCAACGUGAAACUGUGGGCCAUCGACCGCCAAUGUUUCCAGACGAUCAUGAUGCGGACAGGGCUGAUCAAGCAUGCGGAAUACAUGGAGUUUUUAAAAAGCGUUCCCACGUUCCAAGGCCUUCCGGAGGAGAUACUGAGCAAGCUGGCUGACGUACUGGAGGAGACGCACUACGAGGACGGCGAGUACAUUAUCCGGCAGGGUGCCAGAGGAGAUACCUUCUUCAUUAUCAGCAAAGGGAAGGUGAAUGUCACCCGAGAAGAUGCACCCAACGAGGAUCCGGUCUACCUGCGGGCGCUGGGGAAGGGAGACUGGUUCGGAGAGAAGGCGCUUCAGGGGGAGGACAUCAGGACGGCCAAUGUCAUCGCAGCGGAGCCUGUCACUUGCCUGGUUAUCGACAGAGAUUCUUUCAAGCACUUGAUUGGGGGUUUGGAAGAUGUCUCUAACAAAGGGUACGAGGAUGCUGGCGCCAAGGCAAAGUACGAAGCGGAGAAUGCCUUCUUCUCCAACCUGAAGCUUGUCGACUUCAACAUCAUCGACACUUUAGGAGUGGGAGGCUUCGGCCGGGUGGAACUGGUACAACUCAAGAGCGAUGAGGGCAAGACGUUUGCAAUGAAGAUCCUGAAGAAGAGGCACAUUGUGGACACGAGGCAGCAGGAGCACAUACGCUCCGAAAAGCAGAUCAUGCAGGAAGCUCACUCUGACUUUAUCGUUAGACUCUACCGAACAUUCAAGGAUAGCAAGUACCUGUAUAUGUUAAUGGAAGCCUGCCUUGGCGGAGAGUUGUGGACCAUUCUUAGGGACAGAGGUUCAUUUGAAGACGCGACGACCCGCUUUUACACGGCAUGCGUCGUCGAAGCUUUCGCCUACCUGCAUUCCAAAGGAAUCAUCUACCGAGACCUCAAGCCAGAGAACCUGAUACUGGACCACAGAGGUUAUGCCAAGCUGGUGGAUUUUGGCUUCGCCAAAAAGAUUGGGUUUGGAAAGAAAACGUGGACUUUUUGUGGAACGCCGGAGUAUGUAGCUCCGGAGAUCAUCCUGAAUAAAGGCCAUGACAUUUCUGCUGAUUACUGGUCUCUUGGGAUCCUCAUGUAUGAGCUGCUGACUGGCAGCCCUCCAUUCUCAGGCCCUGAUCCUAUGAAAACCUACAACAUAAUCCUACGGGGUAUCGACAUGAUUGAAUUUCCAAAGAAGAUUACAAAAAACGCCGCCAACCUAAUAAAAAAGCUAUGCAGGGACAAUCCUUCAGAGAGACUUGGAAACUUGAAAAAUGGAGUCAAAGAUAUUCAGAAGCACAAGUGGUUUGAAGGCUUUAACUGGGAAGGGCUGCGGAAAGGAACACUCACACCACCUAUCAUUCCCAGUGUCACGUCACCGACUGACACGAGCAACUUCGACAGUUUCCCAGAGGACAAUGAUGACCCACCUCCAGAUGACAACUCAGGCUGGGACACAGAUUUUUAGCCCCACCCCCACGUCCCGGAUUCCUGAAAUCGGCUUCUUUGACGCCCUGGGGCGCCUUCUUCAGGAAGUUUUAAAAAAAGAAAAAAAAAUCUAAUUAAAUAAUACAAAAAUUAAACAUGCAGCAAAGCAAAGAAAUAGCGAGACGAGGAAAGACGAAGGGGAGAGUCAAAGCUCUGGGUCACCGAUAAUGCCUUUGCCGAUGCUGCUGGGUCACAGGCGUGGCAUAGGGGCUAACGUCUGGGUAACGGUAUGGCUCCUGCAGAACGUAACGCUGCAUAGAGCACCACGCCGCUAACGUCGAUCCUCGAGCUGAGCCUUAAAAAUAAUCAUUUAAAAGGUUUCCUUUUCCUACCACAGAUCUCCCUCUCCCAGAACCUUUGUCUUAGAUGGAACAGCCACGUAUUGUGAGGCAGAACCACAUCUUUGGAUUUCUGGGAUUCCCCCCCCCCCCCCAGCUGUUGGCUGUUCGCUGUCGCCGUGGUUACGUUCAGCUAACCUUUUUCGUGUAUGAGAGAGAGGACACCACCCUCCUGCUCUCUGGGGUCUACAGGACCAUGGCGAUGUAACUUAUUAGAGUCACUUUUUGAAGUGCUCACUCUCUUUCUGAAUGUUAAAGUCAAUCGAAAUCAUAUGGUAGCAGAUACAGUAUGUAUAUGUAUAUAUUGCAUAUAUAUUCCAAAACACACACACACACAUUCACACACAGACAAAUAUGUAUCAGUAUUAACACAAUUUAACUUAGAAGCACAACUGUUCCCUUUUUAAAUAUCUUCUAAAAAAAAAAAAAAAAAAGAAAAACCUGCAGCGUACAUCUGCCUUCACCCACAAGUUUUCAUGACCCUUAUAUUUUGCUAGCACUGAGUUGCACUCCUAUGCUCUUAAUUUGCAGUAAAUAAUUUCCACUUAGACAUGCUUCAGGAGUCAUUACAUGCUAUUGUGCUUUCUAAACACAAAAAAUCCACAAAAAGCAGACAGUAGCAGUAGUCUCUGAUGCCCGUUACUGGUUUGGUAAAUUAUAGAUCAGCCGAAACUGUCUGAAAAAAAGCUUAAACAAUUCAGAGGUAUACUACUUUUCCACCACCAGGGGGCAGACUGUCACAGACUCUCAUGAUACAUAAGAAUUUAGACGAUGUAAGCGGAAUGAUAAAAGCUGAUUAAAGGACGGAUAGUAUCACAGAUUUCUGGUUCUGCAAUUUGCAUUUCAACAGUCUCUGUGCGCAGGCAUCUCAGGAGAGGAGGACGACAUGCCGCCACGCUUCACGUUCCGAUUCUCGUAAACACAAUUUGCUGGAUAGAGAAAUCUUAUUUAUUCUUUAGGACCAGAGGUAAAUAUUUGUGUAAAUAAAUAUUUAGUGCUAAUAUUUUGUGAUACAUGUACAACUUUGAAUUGUUAGAGUAUAUCAGCGUUUACUCUUUUUGACUUUUUACACAAAACAUGCCGUCUUACAACUCAGAUCUAACCAGACUUGAACAAACUCAAAAUGUUGGUCAGCAACUCAAUGACUGUAUGCUCCCCGCACCAGGCUGUCUGGGCGACCCAUCACAUGGCUCUUUGGCAUAAUAGCAAGUGCCUUAUAUCAAUGGCAUCCAAAAACGACAAACAUUUCUGUUAAUGCUGCAUGAUGAAGCCAAACGUCUUGACUUCUUGUCCCUGCUGCUUUUUUUAUGGUUCUGCUAUUUAUACGCCUUUUUUUCUUAAAAUAAAAAAACGUAACUUUCAAAACAACGCAACGUGACGAACGCCUCAUUUCCCGCAGCCUGGCCGCGAGGUCCGGUCCGCCGCGUCUGCGAAAGCGCGUCUGCGAAAGCGCGUCUGCGGCUUGUUUGCGCAGAUUAACUUAAGAACAGGGGACUCUUCAUACUUUCGCAUUAGCUGCGCUCUCACUUUUGCUGGGUGGUCUUUUUUCCCCGGUGAUCCCACACAUGCAGCGAACAGAAGGCCUCAUUGAAAUGAUUUCCUCUCCGACUCGAGCGAAACUUGAAGUGAGCAUCAGCAUGGGUGGUAAAAUAUCUGUAGAAACCGAAAGACAGGGAGAAAACCCUGGCUCUUUCAGUGGGACAGUGGAAUCACAUCUUCAUGCCCAUGUGACCUUCAACCAGAAUGUACCAAUGAAGGCAUUCCCGCCAUGUGACUUCAGCACACACGUAACAUAGACUUAACAUAGACUUAACAGAGACUUAAUUCCGGUAAAUGUAAGAUUCAAUGUAGUCUUUUGCAGCUGUCAGUUUACCAUGUCGCUGAAAUAGAAAAGUAUUUUACAGUACUGAUUUGUACCCAGAUGUCCUUUUGUCUAGUUAGCAAACCUCAUUUCUUGCUCUCACGUCAGAGGUGGCCAAUCUUGGCCCUGUGGGACUGCAGUGUGUGCAGGUACAUUUAUACAAUUCAUAACACUGAAUGCUAAGUCCAUGUUUGUCCAAUUAGAGCAUAAAUUAGAAGCUCAACAGGUAGGAAUCCAGUCCUCCAGGACCAGUUUGUGACACUCAGAGUAAUGAGCUGUUCUUGUGGUCCAAUUUGCUUCAGAUGAGCUUUUGUCAGUGUUGAAUCUUUUUGUAUUGUAAAUGUGCUGCAAAUCUGCCCCAUAAAAUUUGUAAUGUUCACAAGGCAACAAUAAAUGUGAACGACUUUGGAUAGUCA